This is a messenger RNA of Ramularia collo-cygni, 1665 nucleotides long. RefSeq lists its product as uncharacterized. The coding region runs from base 1 to 1665 and encodes 554 amino acids. NCBI's taxonomy places the organism in Eukaryota, Fungi, Ascomycota, Dothideomycetes, Mycosphaerellales, Mycosphaerellaceae. The transcript is spliced from 3 exons. The record is from RefSeq and is a predicted model, not a curated record.
AUGCCCUUCUUUGUCUUGGAAUAUGAUAGCUACGGCAACGUUGUUGGUGGACAUAUGGUUGAAGAAGAGCAAGACCCGCUGCUUGCCACAUCCAACAAUGGACUGCUACCCAACCCUCUUUACGAACCACCGCCCCACGUUCCGAAGCCACCCAAGCAGCACCAUUCUUCACCCAAUCCGCUAUUCCUUCCCUCCUACCCCAAACCUCAUUUUGGCCCGAUCCACCAAGUGCCUGAGCGGAUCCCGUCUCCAAUCCAAACCAAGAGCGGCGCAUUCCUCGACAGUUUCAUAAAACACUUUGUUAACGACGCCCAAACCAUGGCAACUUUUGAGGCUCUGUUCACAAACUACAACAUGAGGGUCAUAGAAGAGACAGACUUCUACGUCGGCAUAUUCAUGUUGCUCUCGCGCACGAAGUCGUGGGGUCUCUUGCCAGCACUGGUGGAAGUUUUGCCGGUUUCUUGGCAAGCUCAAGAUCUGACUUGGUUGCAUCAAGCAGCAGAAGUCUUGUAUCAAGACAGGGUCACAUCCAAAUCCUCAUCAUUGAAUCUCGUCGAGAGCAUUCCGUCGAGCACGUUCGAAACUGAUGUACCGGACCCCGAGGAGCGCAUCUCUCCAGAUACUGGUGAGGACGCUUCAUCGGACACUGAUGAGCGACCAGUUACGCYCGCAGACGAGAUCCUACCAGCUACAAAGCGGAAGAAGAGGUCUCCAGCUAAUGGCUUCCGCACAUCCUAUGCAUCUGCCACUGCCGACUCGCCACCAAUGUUUGUCGACCCGACAGUGCUCUCGAUCCACAACCUGGCAGUUGAGAAGAUGUACGAUUCGGACGAAACUACGAUACAGGACGAACACAUCGUGACAAAGGGAGUGGUCAAGCUCAAGUUCAAGUCCUCCCGUAAAAAACCUGCCGGUGAAGCUACAGGCCCACGCCGUAUCUCGAAGAAGACUCCCCCGAUGGGUACCAAGGCGAAGAGAUCCUCACUUCGGCAGAUGACGGAUGCGGACGAAAAUUUCGAUGAGCACGUUUCAUCUGACAAGCCAGUGGAGAUCACGAAAUCGCACACCUACCACGAUCCAGCUUCCGAGACUCUACUCUCGCGCAAAGGUCGCAGUCGCUACGGUGACUUGCUCGCCGCUGAUGUCAAACACUUUGGUCAUUUCCCAACUCGCCGCGCCGUCAUUGCUCGUGCCUCGCGACCGUACGUGCACCUUUCGUGUGGCAAAGGUUUCGGUCACCCUAUGGAUGUGAAGCAUCACCACUUUACCAGAGAGCGUGGCAAGAGCGGCACUGGCUGCCCGGGCAAAGACGGCGUCCCGCAAGGAGAGGACGACAAGUGGGAUGCGCAUCCAAGCGCCCGUGUCGAGUAUCCUGAUCUCAACUACACUAAAGUCAAAGAUGGCUACGUCCUUCUGGACCAGGAAAGCCGUGAUAAGCUCGACAACGCGAUCGCUGCUGGGCUAGAAUAUCUUGCCGAUCGAAAGAAAGGUGGCAGUGCUAGCUUGGUUGACGGGGACCAUCAGAUGGAGAUGGAGGACGAGACAGAGGUUGAGACGACAGAAAUGACUGCUGACACCGAGAUGGAAGCAGACCAGUCCUCUGUCAGGGCUGCAACACUUGGUCUACGGAAGCGGUCCACCAAAGCCGCCUUUUACGGAGCCUGA